AUGAAUUUGAAGAAGGGCAAUAAUGAUUGGGAUAGAAGGAGGAACGUGCAUGGGGGUCCUAGGGUUCAUGAUGGAAGACAUCACGCAAAAGGUAAUGUCCUUAACUCAGAGAUUUCGUCCUUCUUUAUCACGAACUUUCCGGAUUCAGUACAAGUAGUUGAUCUGUGGCGGGUAUGUGGUCGUCUGGGGAAAAUGGUGGAUGCUUUUAUAUCGACUAAAUUGUCCAGAAUGGGGAGGCGAUUUGGUUUUGUUAGAUUUUCUAACGUUCGUAAUGAAGAUCGAAUGAUUAAAUGUCUUUGUGAGAAGUUACUCUAUAAUUCACAGGUAUCGUCUUCUAUAAACUCUUAUGCAAGUAUUGUUAAAGGAACAGGUGUGGUGAAUGGUAGUAAAGCUCAGAUACAGGAGGUUAUUGAAUUAUCUUUUGGAGAUUUCAUUGUGAAGAAAUAUAAGAAGGUGUGUUUGGUGAAAGCGAGAGAUUUUCUUACUCUCCCUAAUCUACAUAUGCUUAGUUUAGAUGAAGGUUUUGAAGACUUUGAUAUGAAAUUUGUUGGAGGUUUAUGGGUAUUGAUUGAAUUUAAAUCCAAGCAUGCAUGUGAAAACUUCGUGAAUUCUGAUGUCAUGGAUCAUAGGUUACUAGAGAAGCGUGAGUGGGAUAGUAAUUUUGUGCCAUUGGAACGUAUAGUGUGGGUUGAUAUAGAAGGACUACCAUUGUCUUGUUGGAGUAAGGACUCAUUUAGAAGAAUUCUAUCUAAGUGGGGAUCUAUUGUUCAAAUGGAGGAUUAUGUAGAGGAAGAUGUGUACAAGAAUCAUGUUUGUAAAUUGACUACUUCUCAACAAAUAAUCUCUUAUAUGGUAAAGGUUAGGGUGGAUGGUAAAUUGUUUAAUAUCAGAGUUAAAGAGGCCAAGGGGUGGACCCCUUCUUUUGUUUCAGAUACUUCGAAACCUGAACCUGAAGGCUGUAAAGGGGGAAUUUUUAUGACUUUAAUGAUAAUGAUACUGGGACUCCUUCUUCAAAUGGUAAUGCUGAAGAAUCGUUGGAUCCGUUUGGUCUGUAUGAAACAAUGGAAAGAAUGA
This is a messenger RNA of Lactuca saligna, 1074 nucleotides long. NCBI's taxonomy places the organism in Eukaryota, Viridiplantae, Streptophyta, Magnoliopsida, Asterales, Asteraceae. The record is from the annotation of a GenBank genome assembly.